AAUGAUACCGCUUUUACUCUGCCAGAAAAGUGGUACAGACACUAUCACGACUGUAGCUAUCAUCUCCACGACAGAACAAAAAACCAAGCCCGGCCGACGAAGGGAGCAAAGAGCCAAAGAUCCUACCUUUCUCAGCAGAGCAGAAGGCCCUCAACUUCUUGGCGAGAGUGGCUACUGGGCCGGGGCUUCCGGCCAUUCCUGCCGAGACCAUGUGUCCUCACCAACGUUGUCAGAUCGGCGGCUCCCCGAGAACUGGGUGCCGGCCGCGGGUGGGGGUCACUCCAUCGGGUCAACCCGGGUCGACUCCACUACCUUCGCUUUUCGGUUACAACUCUACCUCUA
Molecule: messenger RNA, 342 nt
Organism: Nezara viridula (southern green stink bug)
Lineage: Eukaryota; Metazoa; Arthropoda; Insecta; Hemiptera; Pentatomidae
Source: the annotation of a GenBank genome assembly